Messenger RNA from Lytechinus variegatus (green sea urchin), 1121 nucleotides. Its product is annotated as protein mago nashi homolog. Gene Ontology annotation, biological process: RNA splicing. Gene Ontology annotation, cellular component: catalytic step 2 spliceosome; exon-exon junction complex; nucleus. NCBI's taxonomy places the organism in Eukaryota, Metazoa, Echinodermata, Echinoidea, Temnopleuroida, Toxopneustidae. Bases 43 to 486 code for a protein of 147 amino acids. The transcript is spliced from 4 exons. The record is from RefSeq and is a predicted model, not a curated record.
GCCAUCUGUUGACAGAAACAAUUUAGCUUCAGCAAGGCAAUCAUGGCUUCAAGCGAAUUCUAUCUCCGAUAUUACGUAGGACAUAAAGGAAAAUUUGGUCAUGAAUUUUUGGAGUUUGAGUUUCGUCCAGAUGGAAAGCUUCGUUAUGCCAACAAUUCAAACUACAAGAAUGAUGUCAUGAUCAGGAAAGAGGCCUAUGUACACAAGGCUGUGAUCGAGGAGUUGAAACGAAUCGUCGAUGAUUCCGAAGUGAUGCAGGAAGACGAUGCUCUAUGGCCGCCUCCAGACAGAGUAGGUCGACAGGAGCUAGAAAUUGUGAUGGGCGAUGAGCACAUCUCAUUUGCUACCACCAAGUUUGGUUCCUUGAUUGAUGUUAACAAUAGCAGAGAUGCUGAAGGCCUGCGCACAUUCUACUACCUAGUACAAGAUCUCAAGUGCCUAGUCUUUUCACUCAUUGGUUUACACUUCAAGAUCAAGCCAAUCUAAGAGGACAUUCCAGCAAUUGCUCAUUCCACAUUUGGAAAGGACACUUUUUUGUAUCUUGUAAAAUAAGUUUCAACUAGAAUUUGUGUGUUAGUGUAAGCCAAAUUGUUAGGGAGUUUGUAUCCAAGCCCCACGCCAAAUUGACCAGUAAGCCCGUCUGUCUGAAGGAAGGAUUCAUGAAAAGCAUGAACUGCAUCAACCUGUCCUGAAUAGCUUUGGUCUUUUGAUGGAUAAUGAUAUUUGGAGCAGUGUUCUGACAAUGGUCACUGAUGGAAAGAGUCCCCUCCAGAACUGACCAGACUGAAGUAUGCAGAUCAUCCACUUCAAGAGAACAGUAUUUGUUGUUUAAAUGCUUCAGAAGAAACUGUGAGGUGCUACAGAUCACAUCAAUCUCAUUACCAGGGUACCAUUUUCACGAAAGACGGAGAUCAGCAAUUUAGACGAAGUCUGAAGCAAAGUAUCUGUGGAAACAGUGGCUGAUCAAGCUCGGUUAGAUACAAUACUAUUUCACAGGCCAUGCAAUUGUUUGUGAACAAAAUGGUGCCCCUGUCCAAUGUAUUGUUUCUAAUCUGGCUAGAUCCACCUAUUGCAUGAGACACAUGGGCCCAUAUUCACAAAGGUGGUUUUGAAAACCCACG